Messenger RNA from Poecilia latipinna (sailfin molly), 1959 nucleotides. It is a transcript of the gene hmgn3, whose product is annotated as high mobility group nucleosomal binding domain 3. Gene Ontology annotation, cellular component: chromatin; nucleus. The coding region runs from base 278 to 595 and encodes 105 amino acids. NCBI's taxonomy places the organism in Eukaryota, Metazoa, Chordata, Actinopteri, Cyprinodontiformes, Poeciliidae. Gene Ontology annotation, molecular function: nucleosomal DNA binding. The record is from RefSeq and is a predicted model, not a curated record. Gene Ontology annotation, biological process: chromatin organization. The transcript is spliced from 6 exons.
CGCCGCCCUGUUAUUUACACAGAGACCGACCCGGCCAAUCAGGAGUCGUCACAGCGCAAGGAUUCUGACCCCUCCAGCCAAUGGGAUCGGGGAGGCACAGAGUUUUGUGGGAGUGCAUAUAAUCAACAUAUUAUCCAAGGUGGCUCAGAUAUUGAUCCGGUAUUCCUAGGUAGUUCAAAUUCACCUCCCGCUGCCCUUCGGCUUUGACCUCAUUUGUCUCCCUCCCCUCGCCCUCCUCCUUCUUCGAGCUUGGUUGGAGAAUUAUUCACGCGCAGAAAUGCCGAAGAGAAAGUCCCCAGAGGGUGCUGAGGGUAAGGAAGCCUCUAAAGUCACAAAGCAAGAGAAACCUGCUCCGCCCAAAGCUGAGGUGAAGCCCAAGAAGACCGUUGUCAAGAAGGAUGAAAAAGGAGCAAAGGCCAAGAAGGGUGGCGCUAAGGGGAAGAAGGAAGAUGGUCCGGCCCAGAACGGGGAGACCAAGGCCAACGAGAUCUAUGUGUCUCGUCCAUCUGUGAGUGUGUCCUCCAUCAGAAGCAUGGCUCCCUCCUUGAUGUCAGUGAAAGGACAGAGCGAGACAGUCAGAGUUAAGGGUCUCUGAAGCAGCAGAAGAGGCGACCGACGAGAAGGCAUAAGGAUUCCAACUCGUCCACUGACUCGUCCGCUCCAACUCCAUGGCAGCAAAGCAUCUUUUUUUACCGAUGAUUUUUUGUACCAUACCAUCUUUUUUUUCUCUCUCUCUCUUUGAUUAGCGAUAGCGAUGGACAACCAGCAGAACCCUCAUCCUCCCGCUCCCUCUCGCAUCCCGUGUUGCUUUAGAAUACGGCGUCCAUCUUAGAUGUUCAAAGGCACAUUGAAGUGGUUUUAUCAGACAGCUGCAGAUGUUAUUUGUGAUGUCUGGGAAAAAAAAAACACCAGGGGAUUCUGGGGCAUAAAUGUGACUGUUAUGAUCUCUAAACCAGCUUGGCCUUUUAUUUGUAGUUAUUCCUCUGCGAAGAAGGUCACCAUUAUCGCCCUGUCAUGAGGAGAUGCCCUGAUCCCUACCCCUCUCCCUCGCCGUCCCCCAGCCUCUUUGGGGUAAGGUGAAAGGUUAAAAAUGCCGAGCAGUGGGAGAUCAGACAACAUGAGGAACAUCUGCAGCUUUAAAAAAAGGAAAAAAAAAAUUUCUAGUUUUUAGAAUCCAUGACGCCGUUUCACAUAGCUCCUUUUGUAUGUGUGUGUUGGAGUGGAAGUGUUUGUGGGUAUUUUUUCUUUCUUUCUUUCUUUUUUUUUGAACACCUUGUCCUGAAGCAGAGAGUGACAUAGCAAUAAACGAGUGGUGCUCCUGUUCUGGGCGGCUCUGUCGGCGUCGGACCCUCUGGGUUUUGGCGGAGUUUCAUCCUGUUAGGAGAGAAUAUUUUGAAAUAAAAGAAAAAGUCCAUCACACAUACUUGCCUCCCUCCCCCCGUCUUUCUUUCUUUUAGUGUAAAUAGAACAAAUGUGGGGUUUUCUGGGUCAAAGUUCAACGUGGUUAUAUUUGGGGUUUUACGUGACAAAAUGAAACGAAGCAUGAUUGUGAUGUUGAAAAGAUUCUUUGGUUUCUAAAGUUUUUAUAACCCCAAAAAAUCUGAGGAAACAUGGCACGCACAAGGUCAAUAUACGUUCACAGUUUAUUUAGGUGUGGACUUUGACUGGUCCGUCCUAACACACCAAUGUAUUUGGUGUGUUAGGCUAAACUAUGGACAUCCUGGUGGCAUCUGUCCAUAGACAGAUUUUUCUUUGUAAUCGGGGUAAAAUUAUUACCGACAUCAGUGGAAAAUGUAAAGUCGAAUGCAAAUUAUUCGUGUUUUUAUAACUAAGCCUUUUAUAUCCGACACUUUUACUGAAAUGUCGACUUUGCUGCACCUAAGUCGGCUUUCACUGAAUUUACUAAACUUGGCUAAACAUGGCAAGUAGUUUAGAAUAAUUAGUUUCAAUUGAGCCCCC